AUGAGUUAUCAUGGUUCAGGUGCCUUCGGGCAACCGGUAAGUCGCCACCGCGGUGGCCCUCCUGGUCGUGGAGACCCAAAUGGUGGAGGUUCUUAUCGUGGUGAUGGCUAUAACAGCAGGGGAAAUGGUAACGGUCAGUACAACCAGAGCCAGAAUUCUUAUGGUGGUGACCAGUACGUCAGGGGUCAAGGAGGACAACGUGGCGGAUACGAUCAAUAUGCUGGUCAUGGAUCAUCAAGUAGCGGCGGCUACAGUGGUGGCCCUGGCGGCUUUGGCGGACUUCGCGGUGCCAUUUCCAAACAAGCUCCCUUUGCUGGCGGAGCAGCACAACUGCGUCCUCAACACGACUUUUCAAGUAGACCGGAGAACAUGAGGAGGAAUAUGUUGCCUGGUCAGGGUCAUCAAGGGCAAUAUCAACAAGGACAGCAUCAUCAAGAUGGUCGCACUGGCCGC
Molecule: messenger RNA, 453 nt
Organism: Amoebophrya sp. A25
Lineage: Eukaryota; Dinophyceae; Syndiniales; Amoebophryaceae
Source: the annotation of a GenBank genome assembly